AUGGUCGUUCCUUCACAAGUCGAGUUUCCAUCCGAUACGAGAAUCACAAGUGCUUGUUCAUUCGGUGGUAAUGCGAUUGAGAUGCACCAGACGUUGAUGGCGUCUAUUCGGCGUCAGCGCUGUACAUGGGAUGUGCCACACUCACGGACAACCAUCGAGGCAGCGGCCUGGCCCAUCGCGACGUAUCAAGCGAUUCUUCUGAACAUUAUACUUCCCUUGAUAGCCUGGAAACAGGACUCGAGCGCGGUAUCUGAGUUUCCGUCGCCUGAUCAUGAGAUUUUAGUCGCUCUCGUGAAGAGCAGCUUGAAGAGAGGCAUGUUCAGGUAUCCAAGCAUGCUUAAACACUACCAGCAAACGGCUCUCACUCCUCAAACUGCACCCCAUAUCUGGAUUGGUAUCGAGGAAGCGAAACGAUUCGCAUUGACUAUGUAUCACAUAUGGACGAUGUAUUGUGAAACAUACAUGUCAAGCGAGACCGGGUUUCCGGAUCUGCUUUCAUCACACCACUUGCAGUUCUCUGCUCCGAUAAGUGAUGAUAUGUGGAAUGCAGACUCUAUACCAGACCUUAUUAGUCUGGUAGAAGAAGAGAAAGCUAAUGGAAACCAAGUAUGCGACAACGAGAUGAACUGGAUUUGUAACUGGCUACGUAAUUCCUGA
Messenger RNA from Alternaria atra, 657 nucleotides. RefSeq lists its product as uncharacterized. NCBI's taxonomy places the organism in Eukaryota, Fungi, Ascomycota, Dothideomycetes, Pleosporales, Pleosporaceae. The record is from RefSeq and is a predicted model, not a curated record. Bases 1 to 657 code for a protein of 218 amino acids. The transcript has 3 exons.